UGGUACAAGGGCAUAUAAAGAAAGAAGAGGGGGACAAAGAUGGCAAAAAGCAAUAGAAGCAGACAGAAACAACUAAUAAAGAUGGCUGUCUAACAAGUUCGAAAAAUACGAAGCGAGAACAAAAGUGCGAACGAUUUAACGAACACGUGUAACGUGAUUUUUAUAUAUUCGAUAUGAGACUGACUGAAAGAAGCGGCGAAACCACGAUGUAUACAAUGAAACCGAUCAUUUCCUUGCCCGAUAUGUCACAUCAUACGGAUAGGAUAUACGAGAUGAAAAAUAUUCACGGAGAAAGUGGAAGAGGCGACCAUAUGGGAACAGGGAUCAAGAUCAUUGCCGAUGUUACAGAGCAGGUUAUCGAGUUUUUGAAGAAUCCUUUACCAGAAUAUGCUUUGUUAGAAGCUAGACAAGAAAAAAUUUUAGUUCAAUUAGCAGAACUUAAGAAACAAGUAUCUACUCUUUGCGACUUUUUAAAACAUACAAAUCAUGUAAAGAUGCCAGCAGAUUACAAUAAAAAGAAAAAUAAUAUGCUUUCUGAUGUAUAUUAUGAACCUAAAUCAAUCAAUGUUAAUUUAAUAAUAAAUGUAAAUCCAAAGAAGCCUCCAUAUUCCAUAUUAGCACUUCAAAAAGUUUGGAAUGAUAUUAGUAUAAAAUUGGAAUCAUAUGUUCAUUCAAGUGUUAUUGGAAAUGUACCUGAGAUAUAUAUCUGUGAUAUACAUCCACCUAAACCAAAUGUAAUAAAUUUAUUUCUCAUAUGGAAAGAAGUUGAGGAUCUUGAAUUUGUCACAGGAUUAUAUAAUUAUUCUUUAUUUGGCGAAGUUAACUUAUUAAGAUAUUUAAGUAGGAUAUUGGACAUACAUAAUUUUGACAGUUGUUUAGAUCCUGCACAAGCAAACAUAUUUGAUACUGUACUUGAUUAUUGCUAUUGUCUACAAAUAGAAAAAUCAUCAGAAAAGCAGCAAUUGAUAUUGCAAUUUAUUACAAAAAAAUUAGGAACAAAUAAAUGGUUUGGAAAAAAUAAACCAAAUAUUGUUGAUAUUGCUGUAUGGUCUGUAAUUAAACAAAUUUCUGUACAAAAUAUACCAUUGAAUCUUAAAAAGUGGAUUAAUACUUGUGAAAAAGUUUUCAAAUAAAUGCAUUAUUUGUACAAUA
This is a messenger RNA of Vespa crabro (European hornet), 1152 nucleotides long. RefSeq names its product probable aminoacyl tRNA synthase complex-interacting multifunctional protein 2 (gene AIMP2). Gene Ontology annotation, cellular component: aminoacyl-tRNA synthetase multienzyme complex. The coding region runs from base 174 to 1133 and encodes 319 amino acids. The transcript is spliced from 4 exons. Lineage: Eukaryota; Metazoa; Arthropoda; Insecta; Hymenoptera; Vespidae. The record is from RefSeq and is a predicted model, not a curated record.